Molecule: messenger RNA, 432 nt
Organism: Haemonchus placei
Lineage: Eukaryota; Metazoa; Nematoda; Chromadorea; Rhabditida; Trichostrongylidae
Source: the annotation of a GenBank genome assembly
AUGUCAGCAGGGUCAUCACGAAUUCUCGCCAAAAGAGUUCCGCAAAAGAUCUGUGAAGUAACCGAGGACGUGCAAGACUGGGAAAAUCAUCUAAUACUGCGUGUUCCUAAUGAUGUGGCCCCAAGGGUCGAUGCGAUGCUUGCUGAUAAUCAUGGAAAGGACAUUGAUGAUCUGGCGAUACAGUUCACCUCUACGGAUAUGCGACAUGCUAAUGUCCGUAUAGGAACACAUAUCAUGAGUGCCAAGAUCUAUGAUUUGCCCUGUAUCACUGAGGUUAUGAAAACACUCGAUAAGAAAACUCUUUACAAAGUUGCCGACUUGUCUCAGAUUGUUGUUUGUAGUCACGAAUUGUGCGCGGUACCUACUGAAGUGGUCAAGUUGGGCAGUAAGAAGGCACGUCUGUUUUAUUUGCUCUUCUCAUUUCUUCAAUAA